CUGGUCUUGUCACAUCAAACGAUAAAUGAUUAAUAAUUGUAUUUUUACAAACUGUUAGGAUGAGCUAGUAAGGACCAGCUAGUACGUUUUGUGCUCGACAUCAUGGCGGAGAAGCCACGAAUAAAUAAUUCUCUGAGAAAACGCAAACCAGCAAAAACGGAAUGCGUACAGAAAUGUUCAAACAGUUUAAAAUCUGGUGCAGCUGCAGGGAAACAAGAACAUUCGUCAGGUGAAGAGGUCUCCACUGAUUGUAUACCAAAAGAUAUUGGAAAGGAAGGAGGUGCCAAAAAUGUAUCACACGUUGAUGCCAUGGAGCCAGUUUUGGCUGUUAAAGAAAACCGAGUUCACCAUUUCUGCAUAUUUUUAUUUGCAUUUGGAUCCUUGGCAUUACGAUUGUAUAACAUUGAUAUACCUGCUCAUAUAUGCUGGGAUGAGACCCAUUUUGGGAAAAUGGGAAGCUGGUACAUUAAUCGAACAUUCUUUUUUGAUGUGCAUCCACCUCUGGGAAAGAUGUUGAUUGGACUUGCUGGUGUACUCACUGGGUAUGAUGGAAGUUUUCCAUUUGCUAAACCAGGUGAUGAAUACGGUGAAACGCCGUAUGUCGGCAUGAGGAUUUUUUGUGCUCUGUGUGGUUCAAUGCUUGCUCCAUUGGCUUUUAAAAUUGUCUGGCAGUUAACGGGAUCCAUAGUGGCAUCUAUUAUGUCCUCAACUCUAAUCCUGUUUGAUGUAGGAUGUAUUACAUUGUCCAGACAUAUCCUCUUGGAUCCUAUUCUUCUCUUCUUCAUUAUGUUGUCAACAUAUUCGGUUCUCAUGUUUCUUUCAAUGCGGAAAAGGCCUUUCUCAGUGAAAUGGUGGGGCUGGAUGGUGUUUACAGGAAUCUCCUUGGGUUGUGCUGUCGGAGUCAAGUUUGUUGGUCUGUUUGUGGUGUUUCUUGUUGGUUUUACUACAGUGUUUGAUCUUUGGAAUCUUCUGGGAGACAGAGGUCUCACAAUGUUUGAUAUUAUGAAACAUUUUAUGGCUAGAGCUGUUUGCUUGAUACUAGUGCCCAUUGUGUGCUACAUGCUUUUCUUUGCUGUUCACUUCAGAGUUCUCAAGAACAGUGGUAAUGGUGAUGGAUUUUACAGCUCUGCAUUCCAAUCUCAACUUGUAGGAAACAAAUUAUAUAAUGUUAGCAUGCCAGAAAAUAUUGCGUUUGGCAGUACUAUUAGUCUGAAGCAGCGGAGAACAGGGGGAGCUUACCUCCACUCCCACUGGCAUCUCUACCCUGAGGAACACCCUCCAAAACAACAACAGAUAACAACGUACAGUCACAAGGAUCACAACAACCUGUGGAAGAUCAAACCAGCCGAUCAGGAUGCAAGCACAUCUGACAAGCAGGUCCAGCUGGUGAAGAGUGGAGAUCUGGUCAGGCUGGAACAUAUCGUAACAAAGAGGAAUCUACACAGCCACAGAGAACCUGCUCCCUUGUCCAAAAAACAUUUCCAAGUUUCGGGAUAUGGCCAGAAUGGCACAGGGGACACCAAUGAUAUUUGGCUGGUGGAGAUUAUUAGUGCCAGUCCAGGUACUCCUAUUCAGACAGUGCGGUCGAAGCUGAAAUUAACUCACUACUAUGUCCGAUGUGUUUUGUUCUCUCAUGAUAAAAAGCUGCCAAAAUGGGGUUGGGAACAACUGGAGGCAACAUGUAAUCCCAAUACAAGAGAUAAGAAUGCCAUGUGGAGCGUAGAGGAAGUCAUUGAUCAUAGAUUGCCAAAUGUCAGUUUUGAAGUCUACUCGCCGAGUUUUCUUGAGAAGUUAAUUGAGAGCCAUGCUGUUAUGACCCAGGGAAACAGUGGUCUCAAACCUAAGGAAGGUGAAAUUACUUCUCGCCCAUGGCAGUGGCCAAUUGAUUACAGGGGUCAGAUAUUUUCUGGCAAAGACCAUCGUAUUUACCUGCUCGGAAAUCCAGUCAUAUUCUGGUUGCUGUUGGUUACCAAGGGACUUUUUCUUGUCUGCUUUGCUGUGCAUUCUUUCCUGAGAAAACGUCAAGUGGCUGUGCCAAAACCUCUUUUAUGUUAUAACCAACGAAUGUUCCAUGCUUGCUGGUUUUUGAUGCUUGGGUGGGCCCUGCAUUAUCUCCCCUUUUGGACAAUGUCACGGGUGUUGUACUUCCACCAUUAUUUUCCUGCAUUCCUCUACAGCGCUAUGUUAGGAGGUAUAAUGCUUGACUAUCUCAUCACAAGACUGUGUUUGGUAUUACCUGAAUCCAUUGCAAUCAAAGUGUUCCCCUGGUGUUUGGGAAUCAUUGUUUUGGGAGUAACAUACAGCUUUUAUCUGUUUCAUCCUCUGACAUUUGGCAUGUCUGGACCAAUGGCCAAUGAUGAGACGAGUAUGAUGCAUGGACUCAAAUGGAUGGAAUCAUGGGAUAUAUAAUUUAAUCUCUCUCAUUUUAUUUGUUGUUAUAACUACUAGACUAGUAUACAUUAUAGUUUUACAGUCUGUUAUGCAAUUUUAAAAAUGGACAGCAAAAUAAAUUAACAUUAUGGUACUACUACUUACUAUGAACACUUAACUACGGGUUCACUAGUCAUUAUGUUUUAAAUUACGUAUCAGUGUGUUUAAUUCCGGUAUGUGUUUUCUUAUUACUUUUUUAGUUAACUUAAAGCAAUACACAUGUAUAUGAAGUCAUUUCUACUAUGUGAAGAAUUCUCUUUCUUUGACAAUUCUGUACCAUUUGAGGUGCAAAAACUUCAUAAAACCGUCAGUAUUUUUUCAGUAAAGCUGUAUACUUAAAACUGCAGUCUAGUCAUAAAUGGUGUCAUAUAUUUGAUAGUUAAAGCUAAGAAUUCUAGUCAGACGUUGAUUCUUUACAGUUGCUUAAUACAAAGAUGUCUACACACUUUCUAUUACAUUAUUAAAAAUAAAGUAAUUUCAUACUUUACUCCAUACUUCUCUUGAUAUAAAUCGUUUUUGUAAUGUGAUUGAAGAUUUAAAAUGAAAAAUAAAAAUUUACUUCACAUGGAAAUUGAAGGAAAUUGAAUUUUAUAAGUAUUUUCAUCCCAUUAUGAGUCUAGUAAGAUCUCAUAAGUGACAAGUAUUUAUUGUAUCUUAGAAAGUAGUAAAUUAAUAGAAUAGUGUUAGUAACUUAUACUGAACUUCACGGUUUCUUCUUUGGUGUCCUAAUUUGUGUUUUGAUCAGUCAUUCCGUCCUGAUGUUCAUUAAACAAGUUUUAUGAAUCAAUGAAUUAGGAUUCCAAUUUACUUCUGUGUUUAUAACAUCUGCUACAUGACAGAAAAAAACAUGGGCUGAUUGUUGUGAUUUUUUGGAGGAUUUGAUUUUGGGUUUUUCUUUUUAACAUUAAUGAUGUAUAUAUACAAACUUUAGCUAUUAAGCUAUGUUGUCAGAAUGUUUCAGACAGAAGUCAUGUCAUGUAUAUAUAUCUAUAAGUAUUUUCUUAAAUAUGUAUCACGAACAGAUUAUUUUGUGAACUACAUUUAUGUUAAUAAUACUGUAAGCACCUUUUGUGAUAUACAUGUAAACAGAUACUGUUAUUUUACAAUAUCAGACUAUACUGAUGGAACAAAAAAGGAACAUGCACGGAUGCAGGAUUUCUAAAGGGGGGAGGGGGGGGUUCAAAUGUGAUGACUCGUCUCCUUUUACACAGCGCGCCUCUUACAGCUGAACACAUGCUCGAAUUUACAAAAGGGGCAGUCUGACCCCUGGACCCCCCCCCCCCCCCCCUCCCCUGGAUCCGCUACAGAGGAACACAUGGUAUUUGAGACCAACUUUAAUUUACUACUAAAGUAGUUAAGCCGGUAUAAAAUAGAGAGAUGCAAUGUGAGACUGAAUAUCAGUCUUGUGGACUGACUGCCAGUAACACAGUUAAAUUAACUUCCCGUUACACGUACUGUGGAUGAGGGUUUUGGAUACAGUCAAAAUAUUUUGUUGCGGUACUAUUUAUGUUUUCCUUUUUUUCUUUCCAUCAGUAUAGUUCACACAAGGCAGUGGACUGCAUGAUAGUAUUUAAUGAUAUAUUUGAUGAUGAAAUUAUAUGUACAACCAUACUGCAAUUUGUAUGUGGGUUUGUUGGGUUUUUUACAACUUUUUCAUUAUACAUGUAUGUGAAUGUUAAAUGUUACUUUUUUGACAUGUGUUGAAUAUGUUUAUUCUCACAGGUUUGAGACUGCAGUCAAAUUUGCUUUCAAUUAGUACAUGUAGCACUAUGCACAAUAAAUUAAUUAUGCAUAACAUAUGACAUUCCAUUGUAUAUGUAGCUUUAUGUGUUUUAUGGUUGUUCAUUAUUAUUUUAUGAUAAGCUUUCUUAAAAAAAUACAGUAGAAUGUUGUUGGGUCGAACUCGUAAGGGUCGAAUAUGCCAUAACGUUCAAACCAAAAACGAAGUCCCCAGUUACACUUACACAAUGUUGACCGACUGGUUGGGUCAAACUACCCAAUGGGUCAAACACUUUCUCAAGCACCAUUGUAGUUCAAACCAAUGGGAUUCAACUGUAUAUUGCACACUUCAUAAAAAAUACCAGUAUCCUUAGAAGAAAUCCAAACUGAAUGAUGGGUAAAUUGGCAAAAUAAUUAUGUUUAAAGUGCAAGAAAAUUUCAAAUUAAAGACUUCUUUUUAUGUUUGCAUGAUGCAUGUGUUUGCCAGUUUACAUGCUGUAUUCAUUUAUAAAUGUAGUGGAUGGUUCCUUGAUCAUAAGCACCAGCAUUAUGCUUUUAGAUUUAGAUUAGCAAUUCCUGCUCUAAUAUUUAUUGGUUGUUCCUUGUAAACUUUAAAAGAAUGUGAAAUACCAUGUAAAUAUUUGUCUAAAUAUAUAUUGUUAUAAAUUUUUGUUGGAUUCAAAAUACAGUGAAACCUCUUAAAACCAGACCGUCUGUAAACCAGAAUUCUCUCAAAAACAGACGUUUGUUACGGUCCCUUUUUAAAUAUCUGUGCAGAAGAGAACCUCUCAAAACUGGAUACCUCUUAAAACCGGACUAUUUAUUUGUUCCCGAGGUUGUCCAGUUUAGAGACGUUUCACUGUUGAACAAUUUAACAAAAAAAGAUGUGAUGUACUUGUAGGGGCAAAACUAGGUAUUGCAGAUAUUCUGUCCUAUCCCUGUUAAUAUCACCAGACAAUGACAUAAUAUGUCUAUGUAGCUAGUUGUUUGUGUUUUUCUCCAAGUCACAGCUUGAAAAAAAUGUUUUAAUUCAAAGUCACAAAGACGAUAAAUUUUAAUAACAGCAUGAGUAACAUGUUUUAAACUGGUAUCAUUACAAGUUUGUUUAUUAACAGAUGAUGUUAUGUAGUAUUUAUUACCCAAACCAACUAAACAUAAAUACUUACAAACAAACAUCCAAUAAUAUUGAUCAAAUAACAUCCUACUAACAGGUUAAGUGGUUGGGAGCAGGGUAUUAAAAAAACUUUACACAAUUUUAUAGAGGGGUGAGUGCUCUUAGCAUUGCAAAUAUUAAUUGUGCAAACAGGAGUAUACAAAAUGCCAAAUUUUGCAUAGAGGUAUCAUUAAACAAAACAAACUUUAACUUUAUAUUAUUGUUGGACAGCCCUUGUCAAAAUAGAAUAAACUAGGAACAGAGAAAAACAAUUCAAGACUGCUUGGUAGCACAAUAAAGGACUGGUCAUAAUAUAAAUAAGUGACCACUGAAAUCGAAAUUUUAAAAUGAAUGCACACAGCAGUUUAAACUGUUUUCCUGAAACAAAAAUGUUUUAGUGAAUCAAACCAAGCUGGAUUUAAAAAAUAAAAUUUUAAAAAACAAAACAUUUUUGUUUCAGGCAAACAUAUUUUCCCCUGUAUUUGGCUUUAGAGCAGUGAUUACCUGAUGUGCUUAAUUACUGCCAAUACCCAUUUAUUAACCAAGUAUUUCCAGACCAGAUUGAUGCCCCACAUUAUUAGUGUGACUGAGCCAUCCUCAUGAUUUUCACAAGCACAUCCAUUAUGUCAAGUAUGGAUCCACCAUCCUUGCAAAAUUUUAAAAUAUCCAUGGGAAGACACACAAAUGACUCCCUCUCUGUAGUAUGUCACCUUUUUAUAAGUAUCUUGUUUUUUUAUGUUUCACUCUCCAACUGGACUAUAUAGAGAAUAAUACAUGAGUGGCCAUUCGAUACAAUUUAUCUCACGACGAGUUCUUUUAAAAUGUAUCUAAUGAAUGAAAGCGAGUUUGAUACAUUUUUAAACAACGAGUUUAAGAAAAUGUUUUAAUUAUUGUAUGCAAGAUAGAUAUACAUGUGACAUAUGAUAUCCUAACCCAUCACGUUACAGCAUUUAUGAUUUCAUUUUUUUUGCAAAUAGUUCUUUAGAACUGAUGAACUGAAGAGAAAUAAACUUGAAUCUCCAUUUUCUUUUAACAAUUUCUUUAAAGUUGAAAUUAUAGUUUUCAAGUAUUGAAACCAAAAGUUGUAACUGAUUAUGAUUCCAUAGCCUAGGUAAUUUGCACUGGUCUGAUUUGGAUCUAAUUUGCGAAGUAUAUGAUCAGACAAAUAUCACAUACAUGUACCCAGUAGUGUUAUUUUAUGGGUAAGUUAGCUACCAUGAUAAAUUUAAACAUUAGAUUAAUUAUAACAGUAAUAACCUUGCAUUUAUUGUAGUAUAAUUUUGGAAAAAAGGAUACUUAAUUGUUUUGUAAAAGCUUAAUAUUUUUGUCGACAGCUAUAGUAUUGUCUUUACUUUUUAAUAUUAAAUAUUUUCUUGUA
Molecule: messenger RNA, 6680 nt
Organism: Gigantopelta aegis
Lineage: Eukaryota; Metazoa; Mollusca; Gastropoda; Neomphalida; Peltospiridae
Product: protein O-mannosyl-transferase 2-like
Exons: 20
Coding region: 103-2409 (768 amino acids)
Biological process (GO): protein O-linked glycosylation via mannose
Cellular component (GO): membrane; endoplasmic reticulum
Molecular function (GO): dolichyl-phosphate-mannose-protein mannosyltransferase activity
Source: RefSeq, a predicted model, not a curated record